CCUGUCACGUAGAUGCUAAAGACGCAUGGACCCUGGUGUUGGGGGCGGGAGUUUCAAUCCAGCGCAAUAGUGAGAGUUCACACACGCCCUUUCCAGAAGGGAGCAAUUUCCCUCUUGUGAAGAGCAAAGUAGGAAGCCCCCCCUUGGACUCCCUGCUGAGAUGCCAGCUCAGAGUUAAGGCGAGAGAGACGUGAAUCCUAGAGAGGGCCGAAGGCAACAAACUCAGUGGCCCCACCCAUUACAGCAGUUCCUGCUGCAGGGACAAGUCUGUUGAUAAAACAACUUUGGGGUUCUUUGGAGCACAGAAUUGGAGAUGGAAAUGCAAGACUUGGGUGGCCCAGAGACCAUCAAGGCUGGGAGCAGUCAGGAAUUCUGGAAAAGUAGUCUGCUGGAAAUCCUGCACAAGGACACGCUCCCUUCAGAUGUACAGCGCCAGCGCUUCAGGCAGUUCCGCUACCAGGAGGUUGAGGGGCCCCGACAGGUUUGCAGCCGACUCCACCACCUUUGCCGUCAGUGGCUCAAACCAGAGCAACACACAAAACACCAGAUCAUGGAUCUUGUGAUCCUGGAGCAGUUUCUGACCAUCCUGCCCCCGGAGGUGGAGAGCUGGGUGAGGGAAUGUGGAGCAGAGACCAGUUCGCAGGCAGUGGCCCUGGCAGAAGGUUUCCUCCUGAACCAGGCAGAGGCCAAGGAGCAGGAAGAGCAGCAGGUGCAGGGGCGGAUCGCAAAACUGUCUACUGCUGAUUCUGGGGCAGAGAAGGCUCUAUCAGAUGCCAGACGGAAGCUGCUUCAUGGGGGAACAUCCCAGGAGGAUCAUGCAGAUGCCGCCUCACUGGUUCAUGGAACACCACUGGAGGGGUUGACAAGGUUGUGGCUCCCGUGUGUUGAUGGAGAAAGAGAUUCUACACAAGCAGAUCAGCAGGUGAUGGGUGGAAAAGCAAGUCUAAAGGAGAAGCAUGCGGGUCACGAGUAGAAAGAGCGAGAUGUAAAAAGGAAGGACAACAGAGAAAAGCAAGAGAAGGAAACCAGGAAAGGAAG
Molecule: messenger RNA, 1038 nt
Organism: Hemicordylus capensis (graceful crag lizard)
Lineage: Eukaryota; Metazoa; Chordata; Lepidosauria; Squamata; Cordylidae
Product: zinc finger and SCAN domain-containing protein 31-like
Exons: 5
Coding region: 314-973 (219 amino acids)
Source: RefSeq, a predicted model, not a curated record